AUGGAGCUCUUCUCUGCUCUAACCUCAUUUUUCUUCCUUCUCUCUUCUCUCUAUCUCUUCAUUCACAUUCAUCAAACAAGACCAAAGAAACCUAAUAUUACAAAUUCUACCAUCAUCAUCAUCAAACGCUACCCUAUACUCGGCCACCUGCUGGAGUUCAUCAAGAACCGAAACAGAAUACUCGACUGGUUCACCGAUAUUCUAAAACAAAACCCUAAAAGCACCCUAGUCUUAAAACGGCCCUUCAACAAACCGACUGUCGAAACCGCCAACCCUCUAAACAUGGAGCACUUGGCGAAGAACAACUUCGACAAUUACCCUAAAGGCCACUUUAUGAUAUCACUCAUGGGCGAACUGCUUGGCGGAGGAAUAUUUAACUCCGACGCGGAGUGCUGGAAGGUGCAACGAAAGGCUGUGAGCCACGAGUUCAGUACCAAGUCCUUGAGAAACUUUGUCGUUAAAAGCGUAGUCGUCGAGAUCCAAACUAGGUUACUUCCGAUUCUGGAAAAGGCCUCCGAAACGGGUCAGAUUAUAGAUUUACAAGACGUUUUGGAGAGAUUCGCUUUCGAUAAUAUCUGUCAAUUGGCUUUCGACUUUGACCCGGGUUGUCUCGGCACCAUCCACGGAGCCGACAGCGGUGGUGCCGGCGAUAAAUUCAUGAGGGAUUUGGCAGAAGCGGUCGAAAUCAGCUCCACUAGGUUCAUGAAUUUUAUUCCCUUUCUCUGGAGGAUUAAGAGGUUUCUCAACGUUGGAUCAGAGAAACGUCUGAAACAAUUAAUCUUAACCAUUCAUAAAUUUGCUGAUAGUAUUAUAAAGUCAAGAAAGGAGUCUUUAUCCAAGGAAGAAAAAAACACAGAAGGAGACCUAUUGUCGAGAUUUAUCGGAGACGACGAACUAAACUCGCCCGAGUUUUUGAGAGAUAUUGUCACUAAUAUGAUUAUCGCAGGACGAGAUACCACAUCCUCAGCUCUAUCCUGGUUCUUUUGGGUCCUAUCGUCCAGGCAGGAAAUCCAACAUAAUAUCUUGAAAGAGCUUGAGCUAAUUCGGGCUCGAACUGAUGCUACAAAUUUCAACAAUAGUAACACGUAUAGUUUCGAUCAAAUCAGAGAUAUGCAAUACAUGCACGCCGCGAUUUCGGAAAGUAUGAGACUUUACCCACCUGUGCCGGUGAAUUCGAGAGUGUGUCUAAACGACGACGUUUGGCCGGAUGGGACAAUGGUGGGCAAGGGUACUAUGGUGUCGUUUCAUCCGUACGCCAUGGGGAGAAUGGAGAGUAUAUGGGGUGAGAAUUGCCUUGAGUUUAAGCCGGAGAGGUGGCUGGUCGAUGGAGUAUUUCGGCCGGAGAAUCCGUACCGGUAUCCUGUAUUUCAUGGCGGUCCGAGAAUGUGUCUGGGCAAAGAAAUGGCUUAUAUUCAGAUGAAGUCGAUUGCAGCGUCGGUGCUUGAGAAGUUUGAAGUUGGCGUAUUGGAUGAAGACACGUGUCCAGAGAAUUUGCAUGUUGUGACUUUACGAAUGAAAGGUGGUUUACCGGUGAGGGUUAGUAAAAGAUCCGUUUAG
Molecule: messenger RNA, 1557 nt
Organism: Humulus lupulus (European hop)
Lineage: Eukaryota; Viridiplantae; Streptophyta; Magnoliopsida; Rosales; Cannabaceae
Product: cytochrome P450 CYP94D108-like
Exons: 1
Coding region: 1-1557 (518 amino acids)
Molecular function (GO): oxidoreductase activity, acting on paired donors, with incorporation or reduction of molecular oxygen; heme binding; monooxygenase activity
Source: RefSeq, a predicted model, not a curated record